Molecule: messenger RNA, 342 nt
Organism: Fulvia fulva
Lineage: Eukaryota; Fungi; Ascomycota; Dothideomycetes; Mycosphaerellales; Mycosphaerellaceae
Exons: 2
Coding region: 1-342 (113 amino acids)
Source: RefSeq, a predicted model, not a curated record
AUGUCGGACCAAAAGAACGUUCACGGCAAACCCCUCCAACAACACACCGAGAACGCCGGCUUCCAUAAGGACGGCUACUGCCGCACCGGUCCCUCCGACAAACGACACCUCACCAUAGUCGCGACUCUAACCCACUCCUUUCUUCAAUGCGAGUACGGCGACGACGACUACAAGGGUCUCAAAGCCGGGCAGAAAACAUGUAUCUCCGCGUAUGACUUUCGACAAGCAGUGAAAGAGAUGGGACCGGAUACGGCGCCAAAGGUGGAUCUGAAUGCUACGCAUGAUAAGGCGUUGGAUGUGAUUGGGCUGGACGAGUUGAAGAAGUAUGCGAGCAAGAAGUGA